AACUUCUUAAAAAAUUACCUCCUUCCAUAAAAAAGAAUAUAUGGAAUCGACUUACUUCUAGAGUACAUAAUCCUUUGUCAGAAGAACAGGCAAGUAGUAUUCAUUCUGAUAUUGAGUCAUUGCUAAUUAGUGAAAUUGAUAAAUAUGCAAAGAAAAAAAAUCUACAGCGAUGUAGUAAAUCAAUCUUAGAUCAUUCUAGAUCAAACUUAGAUCAAACCGAGAUUAAUCUUGGAUCGAACUUAGAUCAUCCUAGAUCAAACUUAGAUCAAACCGAGACUAAUCUUAGGCCGAGCUUACAAAUAACCAAUUCUGAAGAUAAAAUCAAUGCUCGAGUUAAAGAAGCUACGGAGGCAAUGCAUCAAAGGUUUAUUGAAUCUAUCCAGCAAACAUUAAACUCUAUCAAGCAACAAAAAGAAGCUGAGUGUAAUCAAAUUCGUUCAGAUAUGACUCUCAAGUCUAGAAAUUUAUUUGAACAUACAUUAAAAACAUAUAUUCGGGAUGGAACUAUAUAUAAUCUUAUUCAUUUAUUGGAAGAAGCGGAUGGAAAACUAUAUCCUGACAUAUCCCGCAUUGUAAAGAAAAAUUGA
Molecule: messenger RNA, 587 nt
Organism: Diversispora eburnea
Lineage: Eukaryota; Fungi; Glomeromycota; Glomeromycetes; Diversisporales; Diversisporaceae
Source: the annotation of a GenBank genome assembly